This is a messenger RNA of Spinacia oleracea (spinach), 1669 nucleotides long. RefSeq names its product RING-H2 finger protein ATL73. Bases 409 to 1068 code for a protein of 219 amino acids. The transcript has 3 exons. The record is from RefSeq and is a predicted model, not a curated record. NCBI's taxonomy places the organism in Eukaryota, Viridiplantae, Streptophyta, Magnoliopsida, Caryophyllales, Amaranthaceae.
CCGUCAACUCUUCUUUCAACUGAACAUACAAAACCAACUUCCACUUUGUUGAAACUCCAAGAUAUUUCUUUCUUCCUCUCCCUUUUUAAAUUUCUUCUCAGAUGUUCGCCAUCUUUUGCACCUUUCAUUUCGAAACAUCACUACAUCACUACAAUUCUCCAAAUAUCUUUAUUGAUUUGGAUUUGCUUUCAUUUGAUUCUUCCAUUUUCCCCUAAUUUCAUCUACAAUAUCCAUCAAACUUCAAUGAAUUCAGCUACAGAAAUCUAGCCCCCUUUUGUUCAAAUUAGGGUUUAUGAUCUCCGCUGGUGCUCGGAACCCAGUAAUUGCGGUUGGGAAUAAUGACAUUUUAACCCAAAAUUUGAGCUGAUUUUGAUAAUUUAAGCUUACAACGAACCAUUCUUUAAGAAGAUGACAUCUGCAAAAACAAAUUUAGUUAUGACAGUGAUUGGAUUUGUAGUCAGCACUUUGUUUAUAGUCUUCAUUUGCACUAGACUCAUCUGUGCUCGGAUUCAAUUGCGCGCUUCUCGUCGAAAUUUCCGUCGCCAUUUUGCGUCAUCUAGAUCUAAUCUCAGUACUUUAGAGCGGGGAAUGCACGGUGUGGAACCUCCAAUAAUUGCGAAUUUUCCGGCCAAAAAGUACGGCGACGAAUAUUUCUCCUCGGCAGAAAGUGGGCAAUGCUCUAUUUGCUUGGCUGAAUACCACAAGGAAGAUGUAUUGCGCAUACUCCCUUACUGUGGUCACUACUUUCACAUAAAGUGCAUAGAUAUAUGGCUGCUUCAACAUUGCACCUGCCCAGUUUGUCGGAUUUCGUUGCGUGAGACUAAUGAGAAGAAACGAUCAAUGCAGUUAAUGUCAAGUUCUCGAUCUCAUUUUGAUACUGAUUUUCCUGCUCGUCAGUGUAGAUUUUUAUCGAGAAUUCCAGAAACUCGUAGGACAGAUCCCAUUCAAGAGAACCAAUUUGUGUCUCAUGUUGGAAUAGAAGCAGCCUUAGAUAACAGGCUGUUACCUGAAGAUGGUAUCGUAAAAGACCCCGCCAGCAAACAUGUAGAGAGCCCAUCAUCUGCAUAGCUGUUGGUUUCAUUACCAGUUGCAUCUUUUAUGACUUCCAUGUUAUGAAUGAGAAAGCAUUGCCAACCAAGUACAUUGCAGAAAGUUUUUGGAGUCUUUGAAGCCUGGUUUUUCUCCUCUUGUGGGCCGUAUCUUUGUACAUAUCUUACCCUAGUGAUUUAUUUCAAGGUUACAGGAGGAUGAUGGUUACCAAGCACCAUUUCAUGUUUGACGAUUACAAGCACAACCGUGCUGGGUUUUGUGUAUACGGAUAUUGUGUCUGUCUAUGACCCUGUAGUCUAUUUGCUCUUAGGUUAGACGUGACACAGAUGGGGGUUCCUUUUGUUUCCUUUUUAAGGAAUAGCUAUUCUAGGAGUGAUUCAAGUACCAUCAUUUUUUAUCUUUGUACUGGGUGUAUUGUCCAAUUUUUAAUUUCUGUUUGACAGGUAGUAUGUAGAAUUAAUAGUGUUGUACAGAACAAAAAUGUAUAGAUGUGUCAUAUGUGCAUAGAUGGAAAUUGCGAAAGAUCCCACAAUCUGUCAUGCCCUUCUAUGACGAGGCUGAUGACUUUCUUUCUGUAUACACUAAAGUACAUUUUUGCAAAGCAUUCUUUCUUUUACCA